This is a messenger RNA of Capronia epimyces CBS 606.96, 6090 nucleotides long. RefSeq lists its product as uncharacterized. Gene Ontology annotation, cellular component: anaphase-promoting complex. The coding region runs from base 1 to 6090 and encodes 2029 amino acids. Gene Ontology annotation, biological process: metaphase/anaphase transition of mitotic cell cycle; anaphase-promoting complex-dependent catabolic process; protein K11-linked ubiquitination. NCBI's taxonomy places the organism in Eukaryota, Fungi, Ascomycota, Eurotiomycetes, Chaetothyriales, Herpotrichiellaceae. Gene Ontology annotation, molecular function: molecular adaptor activity. The transcript has a single exon. The record is from RefSeq and is a predicted model, not a curated record.
AUGAGUUCAGUUCAGUCGCUCGGCCUCCAUGAACCAAGCGGGCUGCACUACCUCGUCGCCGAAUCGAUUCUACCUCCCGAUCCCUCACCUUCUCUCUACAAAUGGACGGUGUCCCGAGUGCGAGAUCCUCCCUCCGCGGGCUUCAUAGAGGAGGAGAUUCUCUAUACGGAACAUUGUGUGGUAUGGUCUAGAAAUGGAGCCAUAAAACGGGCACUGAACCUGGGGGUUGAGGAGGAGCCCAUUCUACACGCCUUUGUCACACAAUUCGGUUCCGUUGAAGAGCAUGAAAAAGCAACUGUACACUAUCCAGCCCAUGAAAGAGUUCCGAAGCUACUGGAACGUGGCCUUGUGGUGGUGCUCAAAACCCAGGCUCACAUCUUUCUCCUCUCUGGUGAUGGCUACGUCCUUCCUCUCUCUUUUGAGGUUGAAUCGGCGUUUCCAUUUCCAUCUGGAUUCAUACUACAGCGAAAGCUGGGGGAAGAUGAAGCUGGUGGUCGCCCUCUCCCGCUACACCAUGAUCUCAGCACUAUCAAUGAGACCUUGACUUCUAUUGGAGGUAACAGUUCGAGACCAUCACUUAUCCUCCCAGAGAGGGAUGAGCCGGCGCCGAAACUCCUCCCGGGCACCUCCAGCGGCAUGCCGCGCACAUUCUCUCUUACCCAACUAAUGUCCGAGUUGGGUCUGGUGGUAUGGAGUCCACAUCGGAAGGGCGAGCCACUUGAGGAAUGCAAUGCACUGCCCCGGACAGAAAAAGUUAUCUUCGUUUCGCAGUAUGACGACCUGGAGUUGUUCCAAUAUCCAACCAGACCGGUGUGCGUGGCUUUGACUCUGAACGAGACCAACUCAACUUUCAGUAUUUGGCAUGUCAGUUCAGAUACAGUGGCUGAGAGCGGCGGCAAGCCGGGCGAGAAGGCUGAUCGUGUGCGGCCACGGGCUUCGUUGAGGAAAAGCUCAAAUGUUUACCGACGAGAGCCUGGAGAAGCACCUAAGUCCGCACGGGGACCCAGUCGUCUCAGAGAGAGUCUUGGAGGAUCAGGCCAACAUUACCCCGAAGUGCCUCUAUUUCCUUCUGCGGAAGAACAAAAAUCGUUUCCUCCAGACGCAACAGAUGAUCUUGCUUCUCAACUCGGUCCUGAGUUUGGAGAUGUAGGAGUGCAAACGCGUUCAGCUCGAAGAGUUAGCUCCAUGUUGGCGCGAACCGAUCUAGGUGCAGGAACAGACCGAAACAUGUUCAAUGAUCUUGCAAUGGGCCAUGGAGGGCGCCAGAGUCUUCAUCGAGCAAGUAGGCGAGGGGAGUCCAUUGGGAGUUUCAAUGACCGGCGAAGCUUUGGCUUUCGUCGACGAAGUUCCUUUCCCACAAAUGCAUCUAUAUUCAGUACAGGGACCUCGUACUUGGAUGUGUCAGCUCAGGGGCUACUGGAAGACCUCGACACUUUUCGGCAAUCAACGCGUUUAGAAGAGGAUAAUAUCCAUGUUUCGGAAAGCAACCUCCCUAGGGAUAUCGGAUUCUUCAAGAUCAAAUCUUUCCCCAGAUCCCAUGGGUCAGAGGAAAUCAACUCCAGCGUCGAGCGAAUAAAAGUUCUGACUCUGACUCCUCAAGCCCAAGACCGAAACGUCUCGCGGACAAGAGACAUAUACCUAUGUGUAAUGGAUAAGUCACACCAGGAGCUUACCUUAGUGAGAGUGCUGGUGAGGGUUGACACCCAUCAAAAUGAGAGGAGCCGCAGCGCUCCUCAAGCAUCAUUCGAACUCAAAGCUACGGAAACGCGCAGAUUGUCUGGCAUCAGAGAUGUGUGUAAGGUCGUGGAUGGCCACAUUCAGCGACUUGUCGUCCUGACACAGUCUCGCUCAGAACUCAUGUCUUUGCAGCUAGAAGCACCUUGGUCUCCGUCCUACCGAGUAGAUUUUCCUGCACGGUACUCAAUGUUCGACCCCUUCAUGGGCCCACAUCCCAACAGUCCGAGGAAGGACAAAGACACAGGAAGCAGGAGAAUCAUUCCUGGUGCUGAGGUACACAUGCGAGGUCUCCUUGACUCUGGGUGUCAGGCCCAGAUUUAUGCCAUUGAUCAAGACCAGCGUCGACAUUCCAUCCAAUUUCGACUCGCCCCGCGAGAUGGUUUGGUGCUUGAUAUCCUCAAGAUGUGUGACCUGAUACUGGGAGUCACCCAGCGCGACACCCUGCUGGUCAGUUUUUGGGAAGUUUCGCGCUGGUUGAAAAGCAGAGAUCCGCAAAUCGAGUCAGAAUGGGUUGCUCUUGUCGUUGUUCUAUUCUCACUUGCUGUGCCCUUUAUUGGCAACCCGUCGUCACAAUCCACUCCGACUCAUCGCCGGAAAAAGGGUGCUCUCCUUCGAUCCAGCAGCGGAAGCUCCAUUGACCUUACGAAUUACGAUGCUCUCCAUGAAGGAGACCAUGAUAUGAAUUCAAACGCUGGUAUGCACGGCCCAGCAUGGAAUUGGCUGUCGCAAAGACGGCCGAUGACUUUGUCAACGACACCGAAGUCGAAGCACCAAGGGGUUGCAAGCACAUCCAUUGUCGGUGACAAUGUUAACGAGAGAAAGAAUUCGUUUAUCAUGAGAUGCAUUUCCCUUGCAAGGGAAUACACACAAUCACCUCUGGGCGAAAGCGCUCUGGGCCCCGAGGGCUAUCUACCGACGUCAAUCAAUAGAGACCGAGAUGACCGUUGCAAUGCAAUCCCAAAAAUUCUCCUAGGCUUGCAUCUCCUAUACGAAGAAAGCAAACUUGACAUUACAGCACCAUUAAGAACGGCUCGAUCACAAUGCAAUUUGGUGAUGGUCAUGUCACAACUUGGUCGCUGGCUUGGAUGGAAAGACUGGUCCUCUGACACUAAUACCUAUUAUGAAUUUGAAUCAACAGAUGUCAACAACUGCAUCUUCGACCCUUCAAAUAUCGACGGUCUUCGUAUGCCAGCCCAGCCCUUCAGGCCUCCUUCAAUCUACGAGUACCUUGAAAGUUGGAUACAGGGUACUGCUUCCUCUCCAUUCAUAACGCUGGCCAGAAUAGCCGGAGCUGGCGAGACGAUGGAAAGCGACGAUCCAUUGUGGCAGCGGACAAAAGGAUUGACACCUCGGACAAUAGGACUUCUUUCGUUCAUGCAGCACGCCAACCGCCAUCUAGGAACUCAAAAGAUGAUCGAGACCAUGUUGAGGGUCGGGCUUGACGAGCAGAUUCUGCGCAGUCUACCUGGAGGUGUAGCUGCCGCUUUUCAUCAAGCCAUAGCUUCCAAGCGUAACAAGAUUGAUGAGAGAAUCGGAACUGAAUACGACAGUUCAUCGGGGCAGGCCCAUAGACAACCUGAUCAUUAUCAUGGGCAACAUGCACACAAAUCACAGUUUGCUCCUACUCAUGAAGCAGUGAGAGACUACCACAGCAUUUGCUCGUCUGCCCUAGAGGCCGAAGCGCUUCAACGUUGGGAUGCAUCUUCUGAAGCCGACCGAAAUUCUAUUACAAGAUUGAUCUUUAGAGAGGACCGUCGCUUCCCAGAAGCUUCCAAACUUGUGAACCAGACACGAGCGCCGUUAGUUGAAUGUACCCCGGAACCGGAGUGGACAGAAGUCGAUCUUCUGGAAGCACAAAAGGAAUUGGCUCAGCAUGUCACUCGACGGACAUUGUCUGUAGCAGCAGGACGAGGCAUGAUGCAUUUCAAUGCUCGAGUGCCUCUUUUGACUGAGAGAGUGCCGAUCCCAGCGUUCAGCUUGCAAUGUAUCAUGAAGCCCCUAAAGAACAACGAAAGUACCCAACCUAUGACCUUCAGCGCCGACAAAGCUUUAUUCACCGAAGAGAAGGUAUGUUGGGCGUUCUUCCACAACGGAGCGUCGAUGGGUUUGAUGAUCUCAAACGACGCUCAGGGUAUCGAUACGUCUUGGAUUCUCUACAACAAGCCACCGGAAUUGACCAACCGACAUGCCGGCUUUCUGCUUGCGUUAGGUCUCAAUGGCCAUCUGAGAACACUUGCAAAAUGGGUGGCCUUCAAAUACCUCACUCCUAAACAUACAAUGACGUCCGUCGGACUGCUCCUUGGCUUGUCUGCCUCUUUCCUGGGGACCAUGGAUACCUUGGUCACACGACUUCUUUCAGUCCACGUCACACGGCUCCUCCCUCCUGGUGCUGCUGAACUGAAUCUCUCGCCGUUGACCCAAACCACCGGCAUCAUGGGCAUUGGGCUUUUGUAUCACAACUCUCAACACCGUCGCAUGUCUGAAGUGAUGCUCUCAGAAAUCGAAAACAAUGACCCUGAAGAAGGAGCUGCUUCCGAUACCGUUCUCCGCGAUGAAGGCUAUCGCCUGGCUGCAGGAUUUUCUUUGGGCCUCAUCAACCUGGGACAAGGCAAACGUCUCCAUGGUCUUCACGACAUGGGCGUCGUCGAACGACUGCUGACUAUCGCUGUAGGGACGAAGAACGUGAACAUGGUUCACGUUCUGGACCGGGCUACGGCAGGAGCCGUCAUGGCUCUGGCGUUCAUCUUCCUCAAGACAAACGACGAGGCCACUGCUCGCAAGGUUGACAUUCCAGACACUCUCCAUCAGUUCGACUAUGUGCGACCUGACAUCUUUCUCCUGCGCACUCUAGCUCGACACUUGAUUCUGUGGGAUUCGAUCAAACCCAAGAAGAGCUUCAUUGAAGCUUCGUUACCCGAUCCCUACAGGCGACGUACCGAUCUCAAAUCUACAAAAAUGCUCAGCACAGAAGAUCUACCUUUUUUCAACAUCGUAACAGGAAUCUGUUUCGCGUUGGGGUUGAGGUUCGCUGGCUCACAACGACACGACGUUCGCGAUUUGCUGGUUUCCUAUCUCGACCAGUUCCUCCGGCUAAGCCGAUUGCCAGCUCACAACUACGAUGCACGAGUGACAUUAAAUAGUGUCCGGAAUUGCCUUGAUUCACUCGCCUUGGCCACCGCUUCUGUAAUGGCAGGGUCCGGGGACUUGGUGGUCAUGCGCCGCUUGCGGGCUCUGCAUGGGCGGACAGACAAGGACACACCAUACGGAAGCCAUCUCGCAGCUCACAUGGCUUUAGGUACGUUAUUCCUUGCGGGAGGAACGAGGACCUUCGGCACUUCCAAUGUCGCCAUAGCCAGUUUGUGCAUAGCGUUCUACCCUGUCCUCCCCAACGACGUUCUCGACAACCGUGCUCAUCUCCAAGCUUUGCGCCAUCUGUGGGUCCUGGCUGUCGAAGGUCGGUGUCUUGUUGCUCGUGACGGCGACGCCGGAGGCUCUGUGAUCGGCGGGGUUACCGGGAUCAUCCACCUCAAAGACGGAACUACACAGUUGAUCCGCCUUCCUGGUCUCAUACCCGAGUUUGACGCUAUCCAAUCUAUAGAAGUCAAAGGCGAGGGCUUUUGGGAUGGCUUUAUCGACUUGAAUCCUAAAGUGGAAGGGAGCAAGGCUCUCCGACAGAAAUUCAAGGCCGAGAAUGCCGUCAACAUCAUCCUGCGCCGGCGGGCUGCGUACGACAGGCCUUCUGAAGAUCUUUUCACGGCAGAACUACAAGCUUUAAGCGAGGGAGAGGGUAUUCCAAGCGUGGACCCGAAUUCCGCCACGAUGUAUACCUACUCUCAUGGAGGUGGAGGGGCGAGUGGAACCGGUCCAGGUACAUCGAAAUCGGGCAAUCCGUUCGAAUGGCUGUUUGAGCUUGGAUCGUUAAGAGACUUCGAUCACGCGGAGCGGGCACUCGUGGUGAAUCCGACACCAAUCGGGGAGUGGAAUGCCAAAGAAUUGUUAAAACCCACCGUCGUGGAUCUCAGACUUGAGCUCGAGAUGGGCAUUCUUGCGCCGAAUGUCGGGUUGAUGAGAUCCUUGCCGGCGCCAGGUCAGGGUCAGAUGCGUAAGGACAAACUGUGGCAACUCCGCCUGUUGUUCGCGUGGCUUGAUCGGUGGGAGAAAGACGAUGAAGAGAUCGAGCUGCAGCAUGGCACCGGUUACGGCGAUGAUGAUAAAUGGUUCAACAAGUCCGGCGGAACGUGGUUGAGGAAGGAGGUCAUUGAGCGGUUGAGAUGGCGGGUGUGGAACAUGACGACUGGGGGACAGAGUGGUGUCGGUUCUGGGAUGCGCCAUGACUCAGAAGGCGAAUUGUGA